AUGCCGAGGGGUGAUUCAGUGUUUCACACAGCAAAAGAACUAAUAUGCCACUUAAAAGACCAUGUAGUGGAGGGGGCAAUCCAGGAUACUUAUGGGUGCAUUAACUGGGACGUAAAAUUCCUGCCCCUUGGAGAGACCCCUGAAAGCCAACAGGAAAAGAAAGAAAAACUGAAGAUGAUGUCUCAGCAAACUGCUGCAAAUCUAGAGGAGGUCAAACAUCUAAUGAAGUUGACUUUCUACACACAGCGUAAACAAGUCAACCAGGGUAAAAAUAUAAAAUGCCUUCUGGAGGAGUGGCCAUUUUGGUUCAAUGAACUUGGCAUGGCAGUUCACUUCAAGGAACUUACCGGAAUUGGUCUUAAAGAAACUUUCACGCGGAAUCUGGAAUUGAAGGGGAAACGACUCUUGAACUACUUCAGUACUGUUGGUGUGAACAAGAACCAAAAAUUCCUGCAGGCUGUAACAAAGUGUAACAUGAUGAGGGAACAGGUGGGUAGUUGCUCUCAAGACGUGACCGAGAUGUUGCUGCUUUUGCUCUCCUACUUUAACGAGAAGGAAGACGCAAUGUACCAUUAUGUGGAGGACACAAGCCUGGCAGAGGAAGUAGAAAUGGAAAAAGUAAAUUUGACUCCCACCCUUGUUGUGUGUGGCCAGACUCCUGAAACAAGCAGCUCAUCUGUUAGUGCCUCGCCAGAACCUCUCGCAACCUUGCAGCAUCGUUCACCCGGUAGUUCGCAAUCAUCCUGUUACAGCAGCUCCCAAAUUAUGUACAGUUUUAUACUGUAA
This is a messenger RNA of Sinocyclocheilus rhinocerous, 786 nucleotides long. RefSeq lists its product as uncharacterized. Bases 1 to 786 code for a protein of 261 amino acids. The transcript has 3 exons. NCBI's taxonomy places the organism in Eukaryota, Metazoa, Chordata, Actinopteri, Cypriniformes, Cyprinidae. The record is from RefSeq and is a predicted model, not a curated record.